Grammomys surdaster is the source of this 1335-nucleotide messenger RNA. It is a transcript of the gene Crym, whose product is annotated as crystallin mu. Gene Ontology annotation, cellular component: cytoplasm. The record is from RefSeq and is a predicted model, not a curated record. Gene Ontology annotation, biological process: thyroid hormone metabolic process. NCBI's taxonomy places the organism in Eukaryota, Metazoa, Chordata, Mammalia, Rodentia, Muridae. Gene Ontology annotation, molecular function: thyroid hormone binding. Bases 74 to 1015 code for a protein of 313 amino acids. The transcript has 8 exons.
GUGCGCUCUUUUAGGGCUCAGCUCCUGGAAGGUGGAGUGUGUACCGGCCCCGGGUUCGAAGGCAGGCGGCGAGAUGAGGCGGGCGCCAGCGUUCUUGAGCGCAGACGAGGUGCAAGACCAUCUCCGCAGCUCCAGCCUCCUCAUCCCUCCCCUGGAGGCCGCACUGGCCAACUUCUCCAAAGGUCCGGACGGAGGGGUCAUGCAGCCGGUGCGCACCGUAGUGCCUGUGGCCAAGCAUCGAGGCUUCCUGGGAGUAAUGCCAGCCUACAGUGCGGCUGAGGAUGCACUCACCACCAAGUUAGUCACCUUCUACGAGGGCCACAGCAACACCGACGUCCCCUCCCAUCAGGCAUCAGUGCUUCUCUUUGAUCCCAGCAAUGGCUCCCUGCUGGCGGUCAUGGAUGGAAAUGUCAUAACCGCAAAGAGAACAGCAGCCGUGUCUGCCAUCGCCACGAAGUUUUUGAAACCCCCAGGCAGUGAGGUGCUGUGCAUCCUUGGGGCUGGAGUCCAGGCGUACAGUCACUAUGAGAUCUUCACAGAACAGUUCUCCUUCAAGGAGGUGAGAAUGUGGAACCGCACCAGGGAAAACGCAGAGAAGUUUGCAAGCUCAGUGCAAGGAGAUGUUCGGGUCUGUUCAUCAGUGCAGGAGGCUGUGACAGGUGCUGAUGUCAUCAUCACAGUCACCAUGGCAACGGAGCCCAUUUUAUUUGGUGAAUGGGUAAAGCCGGGGGCUCACAUCAAUGCUGUUGGAGCCAGCAGACCUGACUGGCGAGAACUGGAUGACGAGCUCAUGAAGCAAGCAGUGCUGUAUGUGGACUCCCGGGAGGCUGCCCUGAAGGAGUCAGGAGAUGUUCUGUUGUCAGGGGCUGACAUCUUUGCUGAGCUUGGAGAAGUGGUUUCAGGAGCAAAGCCUGCGCACUGUGAGAAGACCACGGUGUUCAAGUCUUUGGGGAUGGCAGUGGAAGACCUGGUCGCAGCCAAAUUAGUGUAUGAUUCUUGGUCAUCUGGCAAGUGAGCUGAAGACGCUGUGCCUGAGCUGGACGUCACAGCGUUCCUGGACGUGACAGCUCGAACGCUGUCUCACGAUGUCUAAAUCAAAGGAGGCCCCGUCCCCAGGGAAUGGUAGUGAUUGUCAUUAAGUACUGAUAUCCCUAUUCAUGUCUGUAGUUGAACAGCUAAACCAGGUUACCAUUUCUUCUGUUAAAGGGUGAUGGCCACAUUAUCUACCCUUGAUCUUACUAGCCUUGUAUGUUUCUGAAAUAAAUCAUUUCCAGUUCUUCGUGAUUCCUUUGACAACUUCCUGUGGAAGGAAUAAAGAUGUCAAAUGCUCACUCA